Amoebophrya sp. A120 is the source of this 1106-nucleotide messenger RNA. The record is from the annotation of a GenBank genome assembly. NCBI's taxonomy places the organism in Eukaryota, Dinophyceae, Syndiniales, Amoebophryaceae.
AGUUGAUCAUGCAACGAGGACCGUUCCGUCUGAUCCUCCUUCUCCUCAGCCAGAUGCAACUGCUCAACUAGACGAGCGGGAAAUUUCCGUCCUGUUGCUGAGCGGAGAAAAGCUGUUUUCUGUUCGUGUGAGCGACGUGAUUGCCGCUAAGAAGGAGCGGCUUGAGCGGCCCGCAUCUCUUCCUGAUUCUGUUCUCGGUUGAGCACUGAGGAUCCUCGGUCCUCAACCUUCUCGGUCUUCAAGAAGAGCGUUUGUCUCCUCUUCCGCAAUCGCAGCUGGGUUGCAAAUCCCUAUCUCCUAUGCAUUGCAUAUAUGUUGCCAUCUGGGUCUGAAAACUACAACAUGUGUUGCUCAGGCUCGCAUCGCAGAGUAGCCGCGUGUACGGCAAAACAACAUCGCAAGUUUAAGUAUUUUCUGGUGGCUUGUAGCAGAUUCAUUCCACUAGGGUAUUAGGGCAGGCUAUUCCUGCCGCGCGUCGGAGGAGGGAGUUGCGCCGAGCCCCGCUCGAACUAAUCAUCAGCAGAUUCAUUGUAAAGAAAACGCAUGGCAGACAGGAGACUUCAGCACGACAAGGAAAACUCCUGGUGACUCGUAUUCUUCGAUUCAUGCAUCACAGAAGAUCUUGUUCUUGGCGUGCGCGUGCUUCAGAUCUUGCAUUACAAAGCCAGAUGACCAAGAGUAUUUGCAAUGCAUACUCCCUCGUUUGCAACCAUCAGUGUCAAGGACCUUUUCGACGCGGCGGAAUAUAUGCAUUGCAAAUAUGUCUGGGCCUGGAAUACUGCAACUUGUCAUGCUAAGUCUCGAUCACAAAUAGACGAUGCGUUACGCGAUCGGCAAUGAGCUCUACCGCCGAUCCAGUGAGAAUCAUGAUGACAAUGAUGAUGAACGCCAAAAGUUGCCGAAUCCUUACUAGGCAAAAGGCGGACACCCCGUGCGUAAUAGGCAUGAAGAAAGUCUCGCAAAAUUUUGAAUUUGUGAUGUUUCUGUGCAUUCUAGACUAUUAAUUUAUGUGGUGCGCGACGAGAUAGUGCAGGACAAAUCCUUCCAGACCCAGACCACAUAUUUGCAGUUGAUAACGUAUCAUUCGGAGCAACAAUAUCCAACAC